ACGGAGAGCUGACCGUGGUACUGAAAAUAUCCCCAUAGCACCGUCCAAGAAUAGCCAACCAUACGGCUUACACAAACGAUAUUUCUGUACAAACAAAACAGCAACAUUCAAAGCAAGCAUGUAUUGUUGAAGUGGAUUCGUAUACGUAAAUCGCGAGACUAACUUUACUUUAAUAAAAAAGUUUGAAGAGGACACAAUAAGUGCGUCGGACUGCGCUGCCCCUGACAGGAUUCCCGGUUCAACACGUACGUGCGGUCAUGAGCUGGUGCCAACAAACUUUAAAUGUUCACGUCAUUUUCCUGUUCGUGUUAUUUAGUCUCACAGUCAAGCCUGCAACCUUCAGUCCAGUGACAGCAGCCAGCAACACAGUAAGUGAAAACUAUGCAGCACCCUCCUCUGCUCAGCAACAGAGUCAAUAUACUCAACCAUCAGAGAAAAAGGGCUCGCUACAUGAUGAAAACGAAGAAGAUGAGCUUUUCAAAGACGUGGAUCCUAGAACCCUAGCAGCGGUCCUUCUCGAGGCCCUUAACCAACCUCAGAAGGAAAAGAUGAGUGAACGAGAAGAGGAGGGAAUGGAAGUGGAAAAGCAGAAGGAUCUUCAGGGUGCAGACAGAGACAGAGAUAGUCACAAAGAGCUGGAGCUGGUCAUGGCAGCUGCUGCAGCGCAAGGAAAAGACGAGAAAGAAAGAGAGGAGGAAGAGGAGAGAAAAAGGGUUGAGGAAGAGGAACGGCUAACGGAGAAAGUGACAAGCCACACCACUAGUCAGACGGUACCAUUAAAAGAGCAGGUGGCUCCACAGGACGGGGCCACAAAAGAGGAGGUGAUCAAGGAGGAGGAGAGGCAGGAGCCAGAGAGAGGAGAACUGGGGGAGGAGGAAGAGCAGCUAAGUCCAGAGGAAGUGAAGAAUCUGGAGACUGUUUUAGAGGAACUGCAGAGCUACAGCACAGCCACUAAGAGAGAGCGUGACACGUACACAGGACAGAGGGGAAGCCGUGGGGAGUAUUUUGAUUACCUGGACCGUAAUGGCCUCAUGAACAACGAUAUCAAGUCUAAAGCUAAAGGCAAUGACCUAGCCCUGUCCAAGAAGAAGCUAAAGUGGCAAAUCGAACAAGAGAAGAACAAAAUUCAGCCUUUACAAAGAGGAGGCAACUUCAUGGAUGACUUUACCAAUAACCUUGCUGACCCAGAAGAAGAAGAUGAGGAAGAUCAGGAGGACGAAGAACAGCUGAGCCCUGAAGAAGAGGAAACUCGGGCCAAAGCAGAGCAAGAGGAGGUACGCAGACAGGCAGCAGAAGCACUAAGAGCCAAGGUGGAGGAGGAAAAGCUUGCAGACAUUGCAUCUGACAUGCUCCUGAAAUACAUCGUGAAACAGGACAAGAAUAAGUACCAAGACAACAAUGGUGCAGAAGAUAAGCGCUCUGAUGAGGAGGACACUAGUGAUGACGAUGAUGACAUUGACCCACAGACCAUUGAUAAGCUGAUUGAGAUCUCAAGCAAGCUACAUCUUCCUGCUGAUGAUGUGGUGGACAUUAUUAACGAUGUGGAGAAAAAGAAGAAAAAAGAUGCUCCUGAAAAUCUCCCAUGGCAACGUCCUCUCAUGCCGCCUCCAGCCCCUGUUGCACCCUCUACUCUGUUACGUAAACCUCCUCCUCCCUCAAAGCCUCCACAACCGAACAAGAACCCAUUAAAAGCCUGGUUCAAAGACAGGGCCUCGGUCAAGCCCAGCAAGCAAGACAUUUGGACGAGACAGCAGUGGCCCUUUCGUACCUACCCUUCCUACAAGUUCUAUCAAAAACCCUACAGAGGGUAUUACCCCAUCUACAUCCCGCCUCAAAAACCAAAAUCCCGCUACUAUUCCAAGCCGUCUUUCUCCCUCAAUGAUGUCCUGGGAAACUCACUGGACUAUGACUUUGAUUACUCCCCCAGACGGAAGUCGCGUCCCUGGUCGCAGUCUCCCCAAAGAGCCCAACCAGCCUUCCAGCGGAACCUCUACUUCCCUCACCCUCGGACUUUCAAAGCCGUACCCAUUCCUAAACCCCGGUCACCUCCACGUCGUUGGCAGUCCUUUUAUUACCCAGCCCGAGCUCCUGUAGUCACCAGGGAAGAUGAUUACUACAGUCCUCUGAGGCAGCCGCCACAGGACAGCGAAGAGGAGCUACAGAACUUCAUCGAGAGGGUCUUCAUGAAACAUCCCCGGAUGUUUCAGUGAACAGACUGGGGGGUGGGGAAAGAGAGCGAUGAGGAGGCGGAGGGGAAAAAAGAAAGUGAAAGGAAACAACUUAAAGACUGUUCAUUGCCAACCUAUCAUGUUCUGGUUUCUUUUACUGAAAUCAAUUUCUUCACACUUUCUUAUUUGCUUCAGAUACAAAGUUUACCCCCAAGAAAGAACACAAAUAGGAUCUUCAUGUCCAUCUAACC
Messenger RNA from Rhinichthys klamathensis goyatoka, 2419 nucleotides. RefSeq names its product VGF nerve growth factor inducible (gene vgf). Lineage: Eukaryota; Metazoa; Chordata; Actinopteri; Cypriniformes; Leuciscidae. The record is from RefSeq and is a predicted model, not a curated record. Gene Ontology annotation, molecular function: neuropeptide hormone activity. Bases 258 to 2210 code for a protein of 650 amino acids. The transcript is spliced from 2 exons.